AUGCCUCCCUCUCCAAAGGUAAACCGCCAUCUCUGUGGCCCUUUUAUUCCAGGCCCUAGCCCUAACCUGUAUUCUGCUGGCCUCUGAGACAGCAUGUCUCUAGUAGGCAGGCCUAGUGUUCAGUCCUCACGCCCAUGGUGACUAACUGACUGAGAGACUGACUGGCUGGUGAUAGGACCAAGUGAUAGAGGGCAGUGGAGGGCAGCUCCCUUUGUCAGCACGCCUUGUAAUUAGGAGAGGAGUAACUGCAGGUUGUGUAAAAUGGGUCUGGUCAUGGUCAGCCAGAGGCAGGCCUGUGGGUGCUGUACUGAACUGUGGGAGAGGUAGUAGUAGGGCCUGAGUGAGUCAGAGUUUGCGGGAGAGCUUCCAUUGAACUGGUCUGGAGUCAGUUUGCUGUGUUUAAAUAGGAGGUGGAUAUGCUUAUGGACUAAAUAAAUGUUUGCUUUUCUGUUUGCUUUCUACUGUCACAGUUGAGUGUAGAAGUGGUGUGGAAUCAAGCGCAGGACACACAGAGGCUUGGUACUGACGUCUUUAGUGAAGACAAAAAAGAACAAGCCAAACACGGCUACAUACAACCUGGCAGGCAAGCGAACUUUACGCACACCGGUAAAGUACAUACAAAGGCACAAAAGUGCGGAGCUCUCUACUACACCGAACAGAGAGACAAAAAUGAACUAGCAUCCCACAGUGACAACGAACAAUUACACACAACACAUGACAAAACUCAAGAGAACUUAUAGGACGCAUAAUUAACACUAACAAGGAACAGGUGUAACAAAACAGACAAAACCAAUCAAACAUCGAAACAUAGAACGGUGGCAGCUAGUACUCCGUAGACGACGACUGCCGAAGCCUGCCCGAACAAGGAGAAGGAGCAGCCUCGGCCGAAACCGUGACAGUACCCCCCCCCCUUGACGCGCGGCUCCAGCCGUGCGCCGACCCCGGCCUCGAGGACGACCAGGAAGACGCGGAGCAGGGCGCGUGGGAUGACCACGAUGGAACUCGGUCAGAAGAGACGGGUCUAGGAUGUCCCUCCUCGGCACCCAGCACCGCUCCUCCGGGCCGUACCCCUCCCACUCCACGAGAUAUUGGAGACCCCCCAUCCGGCGUCUCGAAUCUAGGAUGGACCGAACAGUGUACGCCGGAGCCCCCUCGAUGUCCAGCGGGGGCGGAGGAGUCUCUUCUAUCUCAUAGUCCUGGAGUGGACCAGCUACCACCGGCCUGAGGAGAGACACAUGGAACGAGGGGUUAAUAUUCUUGUAAUCAAUUGGCAGUUGUAACCUGUAACACACCUCGUUCAAUCUCCUCAGGACUUUAAAAGGCCCCACAAACCGCCGACCCAGCUUCCGGCAGGGCAGGCGGAGGGGCAGGUUUCUGGUCGAGAGCCAGACUCGAUCUCCAGGUGCGUACACUGGCCCCUCACUGCGGUGGAGAUCGGCGCUCGUCUUAUGUCGACGGAUGGCUCGCUGCAGAUGGAUGUGUGCAGCGUUCCACGUCUCCUCCGAGCGCCGCACCCACUCAUCCACCGCAGGGGCCUCGAUCUGGCUCUGAUGCCAAGGUGCCAGAGCCGGCUGGUACCCUAACACACACUGGAAAGGAGUUAGUUUAGUGGAGGAGUGGCGGAGAGAGUUCUGUGCCAUCUCGGCCCAGGGAACAUACCUCGCCCACUCCUCCGGCCAGCCCUGGCAAUACGACCUCAGAAACCUACCCACAUCCUGGUUGACACGUUCGACCUGCCCAUUACUCUCCGGGUGGUAACCCGAGGUAAGGCUCACCGAAACCCCCAAACGCUCCAUAAACGCUCUCCAGACUCUGGAGGUAAACUGGGGGCCUCGAUCAGACACUAUAUCCUCGGGUACCCCGUAAUGCCGGAAGACGUGGGUGAAUAGAGCCUCAGCGGUCUGUAGGGCAGUAGGAAGACCCGGCAUGGGAAGGAGACGACAGGCCUUCGAGAACCGAUCCACAACGACCAGGAUGGUGGUAUUCCCCUGUGAGGGGAAAAGGUCUGUAACAAAAUCCACCGAGAGGUGAGACCAGGGUCGUUGUGGAACGGGCAGGGGUUGUAACUUACCCCUGGGCAAGUGUCUGGGCGCCUUACACUGGGCACACACCGAGCAGGAGGAGACAUAAAUCCUCACAUCCCUGGCUAACGUUGGCCACCAGUACUUUGUGCUAAGGCAGUGCACUGUCCGGCCAAUACCUGGAUGCCCAGAGGAGGGUGACGUGUGAGCCCAAUAAAUGAGUCGAUCCCGGACCUCGAGCGGGACGUACGUCCGACCCACCGGACACUGUGGAGGGCUAGGGUCGGUGCGUAACGCCCGCUCGAUCUCCGUAUCGACCUCCCACACCACCGGUGCCACCAGACAAGACUCAGGUAGUAUGGGAGUGGGCUCAACGGACCUCUCCUCUGUGUCAUACCGCCGAGACAGGGCGUCUGCCUUCCCGUUCUGGGACCCAGGGAUGUAAGUGAUCUUAAACACGAACCGGGCUAGAAACAUAGUCCACCGAGCCUGGCGAGGAUUUAGUCUCCUAGCUGCCCGAAUGUAUUCCAGGUUACGGUGGUCAGUCAAAAUGAGAAAAGGGUGUUGAGCCCCCUCAAGCCAAUGCCUCCACACCUUUAGGGCCUGUACCACGGCUAACAGCUCCCUGUCCCCUACGUAAUAAUUUCGCUCCGCCGGACUGAGCUUUUUCGAGUAAAAAGCACAGGGGCGGAGUUUAGGUGGUGUGCCGGAUCGUUGCGAGAGAACGGCCCCGAUACCGGCUUUUGACGCGUGCACCUCCACUUGGAAUGGUAAAGCGGGAUCCGGAUGCGCCAGCACCGGAGCCAAAGUAAACAGGUCCUUCAGUCUCCCAAAAGCCCUGUUCGCCUCAGCUGACCACCGCAAGCGCACCGGACCCCCCUUCAGAAGGGACGUUAUGGGAGCUGCCACCUGUCCAAAACCCCGGAUAAACCUCCGGUAGUAAUUCGCAAAGCCCAAGAACUGCUGCACCUCUUUCACUGUGGUUGGGGUUUGCCAAUUACGCACGGCUGACACACGGUCAACCUCCAUCUUCACCCCUGACGCGGACAACUGAUAACCCAAAAAGGAGACCGACUCCUGGAAGAACAGACAUUUCUCUGCCUUGACAUACAGGUCAUGCUCCAACAGCCUCCUCAACACUCGGCGCACCAGGGCUACAUGCUCGGCUCGGGUAGAACUGUACACUAGAAUAUCGUCUAUGUACACGACCACUCCCUGCCCCUGCAUGUCCCGGAAGAUCUCAUCCACAAGGAUUGGAAGACUGAUGGAGCAUUCAUUAACCCGUAUGGCAUGACGAGAUACUCGUAAUGACCCGAGGUAGUACUAAAUGCUGUCUUCCAUUCAUCGCCCUCUCUAAUGCGCACCAAGUUGUAUGCGCUCCUGAGGUCCAAUUUUGUGAAGAACCGUGCCCCGUGUAAUGACUCCGUCAUAGUCGCAAUCAGAGGGAGUGGAUAACUAUAUUUCACAGUAAUCUGAUUGAGACCGCGGUAAUCGAUACACGGGCGCAAACCUCCAUCUUUUUUCUUCACAAAAAAGAAGCUCGAGGACGCAGGGGAAGUGGAGGGCCGUAUGUAUCCCUGUCUCAGAGACUCGGCAAUGUAUGUCUCCAUUGCCCUCUUCUCCUCUUGUGACAAAGGAUACACAUGGCUCCGUGGGAGCGCAGCUCCUGCCUGGAGGUCUAUCGCACAAUCCCCCUGUCUAUGAGGUGGCAAUCGCGCCGCCCUCGCCUUGCUAAACACGAGUGCUAAAUCCUCAUACUCGGGGGGAACAUGCAUUGCGGGCAUUUGGUUUGGACUCUCCACCGAGGUCGCCCCUACGGAAACACCCAGACAUAGCCCCACACACUGGGCAGACCACCCCUUAAGAGCCUUCUCUCGCCACGAAAUGGUAGGAUCGUGAGUAAUCAACCAGGGAAGCCCCAGCACCACCGGAUACGCAGGAGAGUCAAUCAGGUAUAGCUGAAUCGUCUCCUCAUGACCCCCCUGCGUCUCCAUCCUAAGUGGCACUGUGACCUUCCUGAUCAACCCGGAUCCUAACAGACGGCUAUCUAGGGCAUGUACAGGGAAGGGAUUAUUAACCGGUAGGAGAGGGAUCCCUAACUCUAUACAAAAUUUACGAUCUACAAAAUUCCCAGCUGCGCCUGAAUCUACUAGCGCCUUAUGCUGGGAACGAGGUGCAACCUGUGGAAAACAAACAGGUAUGGUUAUGUGCCCGACAGAAAGCUCUUGGUAAGUGGGGCGCCUACUCACCUGGGAGGACUCCCCAAUGUGUGGCCUGCUGUCUCGUCCUCCAGGAGACCCUCCCCAGCACCUAGCCGCGGUGUGCCCUCCACGGCCACAGUUGGUGCAGGGGAUGGCCCCCCUCGGGCUCCUUCUCCUCCGUUCUCUAGCGCCAGCACCCCCGAGCUCCAUAGGACUCGGCUCGGAGGUGCUGGAGGGUGGAAUGGGCGACCCCCACCCAGGACGUCCGCGGGUGGCGAGCAGGGUGUCUAGCCGAAUGGCCAUGUCAACCAAUUGGUCAAACGAAAGAGUAGUGUCCCUGCACGCCAACUCUCUACGGACGUCCUCCCUGAGGCUGCAGCGGAAGUGAUCUAUGAGGGCCCGCUCAUUCCACCCUGCAUCUGCCGCUAGCGUCCGGAACUCCAGUGCAAACUCUUGAGCGCUCCUCAUCCCCUACCGGAGGUAGAAUAGACGCUCCACCGCCGCCUUCCCCUCAGGUGGAUGGUCGAACACUGCCCGGAAGCGGCGGGAGAACUCCGCAUAGGUGAUCGUUGCGGCGUCUAUCCUCCUCCAUUCGGCGUUGGCCCACUCCAACGCCUUGCCGGUGAGACAGGAGAUGAGGGCGGAAACGCUCUCGUGUCCCGAGGGCACCGGGUGUACGGUGGCGAGGUAGAGUUCGAUUUGCAACAGGAAACCCUGACACCCGGCCGCGGUGCCGUCGUACGCCCUCGGGAGCGAGAGCCGAAUCCCACUGGGUUCCGGAAGUUGGACAGGUGGACUGACCGAUGGUGAUGGUGUGGUAGGUGGGGGCGUGGGUACUCCGCUGGCCUCCCAUCGAUGGAGGGUGUUCAUCACCCUAUCCAGAGCGUGCCCGAUCUGGUUGAUCCUGUCCUCCUGUCCACGAAGGCGCUCCUCAAUAAUCUCGGUAGGUGCGGCUGCUCCUGCUGAUUCCAUAGUAAUGGUGUGUAAUUCUGUCACAGUUGAGUGUAGAAGUGGUGUGGAACCAAGCGCAGGACACACAGAGGCUUGGUACUGACGUCUUUAGUGAAGACAAAAAAGAACAAGCCAAACACGGCUACAUACAACCUGGCAGGCAAGCGAACUUUACGCACACCGGUAAAGUACAUACAAAGGCACAAAAGUGCGGAGCUCUCUACUACACCGAACAGAGAGACAAAAAUGAACUAGCAUCCCACAGUGACAACGAACAAUUACACACAACACAUGACAAAACUCAAGAGAACUUAUAGGACGCAUAAUUAACACUAACAAGGAACAGGUGUAACAAAACAGACAAAACCAAUCAAACAUCGAAAAACAUAGAACGGUGGCAGCUAGUACUCCGGAGACGACGACCGCCGAAGUCUGCCCGAACAAGGAGAAGGAGCAGCCUCGGCCGAAACCGUGACAUCUACAAAGUGGAUUGUUUAUCGAGUGAAGAGCAUCCAAUUUUUCUUCCAUCUCGUGACCCCGUUCUGUUUUCUUAAUAGAUGGAAUCAAGAGUUCUGUUCACAUUUCAUUCACCAUUAAACCCACUGACCUUAAAAGACUCUAGCUUCUAUCCAUUUGAACAUUUCCUUCAAUUCACUUUGCCAUUUAGUUAUUAGUCAUUUAGACACUGUGAAUGCAUGACUCAUUUGACACCCAAGAACUCAGCCAUAUAGAUUGCCUUGGCUUAAGUUAUCAUGGAGAGGAUAUGGGCUCUCUGUGAAUUCCCCUGUCCUUGGAUCCUGACACAUGGUUAUGGGUGACUGAGGGUGUCUUUAACCUCCAUAAGAUGGCUUCCAUCCAGGGAACAUCCUCUUAGCAGGACGUGCUUCUCUCUAGUACAACACAUUACUAUGUCAGUGUGACCCUGAUAUCUGUCUAACCUUUGACCCCUCUUCCCCCUCUCUUCUCCCAGGCGGAGGGUGAUGUGGCGGGUCUGAACCGCAGGAUCCAGCUAGUGGAGGAGGAGUUGGACCGGGCCCAGGAGAGGCUGGCCACCGCGCUGCAGAAACUGGAGGAGGCAGAGAAGGCCGCAGAUGAGAGCGAGAGGUCAGUACCAGCCAGCCACAGAAACUGAUGUAUUUAUCAUCUUUAAUUUGACAGCAUAUUUAUAGGCCCUUUUUCCUGCUGGUUUGAGGCCUGUUGGAUAGUACCAGGAACAUGCAGCUUGCUUUGAAGGUUCUUUAUCGUUAAGUUUUGUUGCUAUGUGCAUUGCUAGCAAAUGACCAGCCCCUUCAAUAGCGUACUGAAAGCGUACUAUUUCCCAGACAGCCAUCUUGAAUGUGUAAAACGAUUCAAUGUGCCUCCAUGUUGGAUGGGCUAUGUAAAUGACACUUGCAAUUGAGUGUGUCUUGUGUGUUGCUGAUAUCACUGUGUGUCCUGUCCAAUCAGAGGUAUGAAGGUGAUAGAGAACAGGGCCUCUAAGGAUGAGGAGAAGAUGGAGAUCCAGGAGAUGCAGCUGAAGGAGGCCAAGCACAUCGCUGAGGAGGCCGACCGAAAAUACGAGGAGGUGAGACUUCAUAUAGUCCCAUAGAGAUUGUCCUGUGUGGAGCUCUACACCCACCGUCCGUUCACCCAUUCAUACUGUUCUCAUAGUGUUCUCAUACUGUUCUCAUACUGUUCUCAUACUGUUCUCCCAUUCAUAGUGUUCUCAUACUGUUCUCAUACUGUUCUCAUACUUUUUCUUCCAUUCAUAGUGUUCUCAUACUGUUCUCAUACUGUUCUCCCCAUUCAUUACUCUUACUUUUAAUAUUCAUUUUACUCUUACUGUUCCACUUAUAUGGUUCUCUCUGUCUACCUCAGGUGGCCCGUAAGCUGGUGAUCUUGGAGGGAGAGCUGGAGAGAGCUGAGGAGAGGGCAGAAGUCUCAGAACUGUAAGUGCAGCACACUCCUCCUAUUACGCUGGAAUACAAGGGGAAAUUGGGGUUAGGAUCCCUCUGUGAUGGGGUCUCUUAUCCUCCUAUUUAGAAAUAGAAGAGUCAAAAGGUUUGUAAGGAGCUUCAUAACACAUUUUUUAUUAACAUUUUAAAAAGUGUCCAGUUCAAAAAUGUGAUUUACUGCCAUAAGCUAAAAUGGACAUCAGUUUUCUUUAAGGUUUUUCCAGGCUUGUGUAACUAUUGAGAUGUCAAAGCUAAGUACUUCUCUUCCUUUCUCCCCCUGUAGUAAAUGCAGUGAUCUGGAGGAGGAGUUGAAAAAUGUGACCAACAACCUCAAGUCCCUAGAAGCCUCGUCUGAGAAGGUCAGUGUGCAUACUAUUACAUCAUACAAGUAAAUGCAGUCAACUGCUGAUAAGUGCACAUUGGAUAAGUGCGAAGUGCAGUGUAGAUCCCCAUUCCCAAUUCAAAUACAUUAUUUUAACUUAUUCUGGGGUAUCUGCAUGUUCUGGGUUAGUUCACCCACUUAGGGCUGUCCCAAGCCUUUGCAGUUAUCAGGAGUUGACUAUACAUGGCUGACAUGAAAGCAGAGUUGUUUUGAGUAUAAUCACUGCCUGCCACACUUUUACUUUCAUAGGCAUCAGAACAAAGACCCUGUUAUCACCUGACAAAUUGGAUGUUGAUUUCUUAAUGAUAAUGUUGAUGGCACAUGAAGGUGUAAUAGUUCUAGACCAGCACAGAUUUGUCUCUGCAUUCCCACCCAGCCGGUCUAGUGUCAGUCAUGCCACAUGAUUCCCCCUUAGCUACUUAAGCAGUUGCGCUGUGCUGAUUAAAUCAAUGUCUUUCUCAUGGUUGGCAUCACAGCACAAUGUGUUCCCUAUACCAACACACAGACAGUUUAUCACACCUGAAGUGUUGUAUUACAACGAAGCAUGGUUGACAAACAGUCCUGCAAGACCAUCACUCUCUAUGCACUUUCAUGCUAAUAUGUCUGUCUGUUUCUGUAUCUGUCUUGGAGUUCAGACAUGUUCAAGAAUUCAGAGCUUGUCUGUAACAGACUUGUAUUUUGACAGUACUCAGAAAAAGAGGACAAGUAUGAGGAGGAGAUCAAGGUUCUUAGUGACAAGCUGAAGGAGGUAAGCAGUUGCUGGCAUCUUAUUUGAUUCUUAAUACAUACAGUAGUAAACCAAUUUGCUCCAUGUCAAAGAUGGCGUCUUGUUCUGACGCCCCCCACUCCCUCUGUGUCCCCCAGGCUGAGACUCGUGCAGAAUUUGCAGAGAGGACUGUGGCCAAACUGGAAAAGUCCAUCGACGACCUGGAAGGUAUGAGUGCUUUGUUUAAGAAACUGUUGCAAACUGCUCUAUGGCAAUAUAGAAGAGAAAGUAAACGUAUCUUAGUGUAGAGCAAGUUACUGUAAGUUAGACAUAUUUUAUUGCAGAAGAUUAAACUAUAUUUUGAAAGAACAGUUUUUAGUAGCAUCUCAGACCUCUAAACCUGAGUAUCUCUAAACAGAACAACAUACGGUAUGUCAGGGUGGCGAGGCCGCAGUCUACCAUAUACAUUUCUCCCAGGGAGACAUUCCAAUUUAUUAAAUUAGUAAAGAUGUCGAGCUUGUUCAGGAAUCCCCAGUGGAUGUAGUUUCCUAGGUCGAGGUCUGGUUAUUUAAUCCUCUCUGUGAGCAAAGAAACAACAUCUUAAUAUGCACAGUUCCAUUUUGUGAUGCAGUUUCACAUUGACAUGGUCCCAGCAAGGGUUUUGUGUUUCAUCUAGCUGGAAAUAUUUAUCUGGAAGAAAGGGUACUCUGCCAAACAUAUGGAAACUUCUCUGACAAGCUAAUAAAACACACUGUCUUGGUCUCAAGUGUAAAGAAAUAUGUAGGCCCAUUCCCUACUAACCGGCAACAGGCCGACCUCCAAAGACAACCACUUUUUGUGUCUGCUGUCUGCACAAAGGACAAAGUGUGCUCAAAAUCCUUUUAGAUCAGCAUAUUUGGUCCUAAAGCCACAUGGAAUGGGUUUACAAACCUUUAUAUGGGCUUAAUUGCUUAAAGUAGUCACCUGCCCAUAAAAAAAGAUUUGCAACAUAUUUUCAUUUUGAAAUGCUCACAGGUACAUUUUUAACAUUUUAACAUUUUAGUCAUUUAGCAGACACUCUUAUUCAGAGCGACUUACAGUUAGUGAGUGCAUACAUUAUUAUUAUUAUUUAUAUUUAUUUUUUUUCAUACUGGCCCCCCGUGGGAAGGUAGACAAACAUCUCUUAUCUUUCUGGCAUCUUCUGUUCUUACAUUUUUAUACUGUAUGAAUUUUCUCUUCUGCAACCACUGACCUGUCCUCUCUUUCUCUUCCCUCUCUUUUUGCUGCCAUUUUCUUUCUCAUUCCCUGUCCUCCACCUCUCUUUCUGCUACUGCUGCUUUCCUUGUGCCUUACCUGCACUACUUCCUGCUGCCCUUUGACCUCCAGAUGAACUGUACGCUCAGAAGCUGAAGUACAAGGCUAUCAGCGAGGAGCUGGACCAUGCCCUCAAUGACAUGACCUCCUUGUAG
This is a messenger RNA of Coregonus sp. 'balchen', 9643 nucleotides long. Lineage: Eukaryota; Metazoa; Chordata; Actinopteri; Salmoniformes; Salmonidae. The record is from the annotation of a GenBank genome assembly.